UGCGCAGAGUAAUUAACUGGCGCAGAGACAAAAGCUAGCGUUAGCGUUUAGCGCUAUAGCUAAAGUUUAGCCUGAAUUGGUUAUUCCUUUAUUUCUACACACACACACGCACACACACACGACACGUCAUUUUGACUCACUCGACGAUGAAUAGAUCGAGUUUCAAACCAAACGGGGAUGCAGAAGGACCCGAUAAAGUCGACAUGUCGCUUGAUGAUAUCAUCCGGUUAAACAAGAAGCAGAUCCAGGGUCAGAAGGUGGCGAUGAGGAAGCAGAGUGUGGGCGUUCGAGGACGAUUGGCACCGGGGAGACGAGCAGGAGCCCCAUUGCACCGGGGCGGAGGAGUGAAUAAGUUGUUUAGGCGUCGAGGGCAGGGUGUCAUCACCGGCCUCGCGGCGAGAAAGGCAGCGCUGCUGAAAGGCGCCAGUCCGUUAAACCGACCCGCGCUGAACCGAGCCAACCUGAACAAACACGGCACUAACCGAGCUCAUGCGAAACGCCCCGCUCUCUUUCAGAAAACACGGCCGUUUGUUUCUCAGCACAGACACACAGUCACACAGACGCAGAGGAGACCGUACACGCAGGCGGACCCUCGGAAAGCUCCGGGACGCGUCUCUAACAGACCCUUCAGGCUGCGCAGGAAAUGGAACGCUCCUCCGGCGAACGAGACCCAGAGGGAAGCCCGCCAGGCUACGUUCCUCUCCAGAAGAGGUCUAAAGGUUCAUGCUCAUGUGCAGAAGACCACGCCGAUCCAAGCAGCUCCGAGAACACAGAGAACUCGACCGUGGCGCACUCCUUUGAACAGCAGUGGCAUUCUCACCGUGUCAAUAGAUAACCCCGGAGCCAGAACUCAGCCUGAACCCGCCCAUUCAUGGUCGCUCCACCCAAGCACGGUGACCCCACCCCCUCAGAACACAGCACCAGAGCCUGAGAGGAAAAAGCCCAAAGGGGUGGCGCUGCAGUUCGACAUCAACAGCGUGGGAAAACAGACGACCAUGACGCUUAACGAGCGCUUCCGCAUCCUGAAGAUGAAGCGUAUGGCGGCGGCGCAGCAGAACACAAGAGGCGGCCGGUUCGUCACCGUAGGCUAGCGCCCGACUCCCGAAGGCCAAUCACGAAUGCCCCUUGUGGUCACAUGAGGUCUCCCUUGGCAGCCUUUGCAGCAGCAAGCUGACGGACGGCUUUUUUUCUCGGCUGCUGUUUGAACGGAUUUCCUGCUCUUAAAAUAAUUUUUUUUUUUUUUUUUUUUUUCGAAACGCGGAUUUGACAGAAAUUCUUUAUUAUUUUUUAUUUUGCGUUUGUUAUUUCCGGUUCCUUUUUUUUUUUUCUAAAGCCAGAGUUCCUGUGUUUCAAUUGUUUGUGUCAUCAGCUAAUCUUUUUAUGUUGAGCAAUAUUUUUAAAAAGAUUCUUGGUUCGUGCGUACAGAUUUUUUUUUUGAACAGCUGAAUGUUUUAAAAACUUUUUU
Molecule: messenger RNA, 1465 nt
Organism: Tachysurus vachellii
Lineage: Eukaryota; Metazoa; Chordata; Actinopteri; Siluriformes; Bagridae
Product: UAP56-interacting factor-like
Exons: 9
Coding region: 147-1091 (314 amino acids)
Biological process (GO): mRNA export from nucleus
Molecular function (GO): mRNA binding
Source: RefSeq, a predicted model, not a curated record